UGCUGAUUGCUGUUUGCUGCUGCGUGAUGCAACUGAACGAAACCGUAGACCAGCAUAAAUACUUAUCAAAACACUACCCCGUGUACAAUGGUAUGGGUUGAUAGGGAGUGCAUCGUAAACAGUAUCGAAUUCGAAUAUACUGUUGCUUCGGAAGUGCACAGAUCACGAAGUCAGACCGAGAGGGACAAGGUUCCGAAGCACAUGCGCUUUGGUACAGCAUCCACACGAUAAGAGAAGUCUGUACCAAAAAUACAGUGACCAACCAGAAAUGUCGAUAGUUGUGCCAAAGCAAUCUUUACAUACAUCGUAGAGGUGAGUAUCGGAAUAAAAUAAUAAGCAAAAUAAGUAAUAUUUAUUUUGUAAUAUAAUUAACAGUAAAAUACUAAAAGAAUGUUUGCAUUUUUAAUGACAUACAUUGGAGCAUACCUGCCUGUGCUAACUAUCCGAAUGCUAUCGUUCCAUUGCAAAUACUGUUCUACCACAAAUUAUCUUCAUCUCAUCGUGAACGUGAACACAUUCAGUGUGCUCAAAGACUUCGGGUUGAAAGCAUACACGUUGCUCAAGAGCUUCCGUCUCUCCGUCUGAUUACGACUGGUGCCGGUCCUUUCCGAACGCGGAUGAAAAGUUUCGAGCGCGUAUGAUAGUCAAUUUUUGGCGCCUUUAAUCCCACUUAAGCCAAAGUUUGCGGUACGCGUAGAAGAAAAACAAGUUCAAUUCCUGUACAUCGGGUGUUCUACAUUGUAGGGUGCAUUUUUUUUAUUGACCACUUCGUACGGCGUGUUUGUGAAUACUGUGUGUGUUUUUUUUUCGACUUGUCUUACACCCCCUAGUGAGCAUUGUGUUUGAAACAGUUUGAAACCGCGGCUUGUGACAUUUGGUGAAAACGUGGCCCGGUUUGGUCAGCGGAAAAUUGAAUGUGGCGCGCAAAAAUUGUGCCGAUGAGCACUGGUGAAAGCAGACGUGGCUGACGGGCACAGUUCCAAAAUACACACACGCACACACACACACACCGUAACAUUUCUCCGUAACGAAUAUUCCAACGAGGCGGACGAAAUGUUUGGUAUUAAUUUGUUCAAUAGCAUGUUGACAGUUUUCGUAUUUGCACAAGCGUACCAUUCCGUGCACAUAACGAACCUAAACGUACCGAAGACGUACGUUCUCGAUCGCGGCACUUACGAUGCGGUCGGAACUGGCACACACCCGACGGUACAGCAUGGUGGCGAGGACGUUACCACAGGCCUGCCGAUGACAUCGACCACCGAGCAGCAUCAUACCGCCAUCGUGUCUACCGUGCCGGGCGAAAUGAACUUCACCGAUGCCGCCGGUCUGAAGCCACUCAUCAUGGACUGUCAGUACGAGAUUAAGGCACGCGAGUGUGGCUUCGUGCUCAAGUGGUACUUCAACAAGAAGCUCAUCUACCAGUGGAUACCGUCCCGGACACCGGUGGGAAUGAACCAGUUCAAGAACGAGCUGCAGACCAACUACUCGAUGUCCGAUUCCAUCAACUACAAGUACCGUGCCUUGGUGAUACGUAAUCCGAAGCUGAACCACAGCGGCGAGUACAUGUGCUCGGUACAGACGUACGAUUCGUUCGAUCGGCGAAUGGCACGGUUUCAGAUUGUCGUGCCCGAAAAAACGUUACUUCUACAUUACGAAAAUGAUGGUGAAAGUGAAACUAUGUUGCUAAUCAAAUGCAGCGUGUUCAUGAUAUAUCCGGAACCGAACCUUCUGCUGAUUGUCAGCGGUAAUCUAUUCCUGGUCAGUUCGCGCACAUUGGUCACUGCCGAUGCUAACCACAUGUACAAUAAGACCGUUUACGGGAAAAUCGAUAAACAUUUGCUCAUCUCACCGACCUCGAUCAGCUGCGUACUGACCGUACCCGAUUCCGGUUACAUCCGCAAGCGCGAAACCAUCUAUUAUGAUCCAACACCACUGACGAAAUGGAGUCGCCUACGGAUGGACGAACGGGGCCACUUUCAGCUGCUUUCCGAUGAUGGUGCAGGCCAAUUAAAUCCACUUGCCGGUUGGUUGAUUAGUUUAAUUGUAUUUCUACAGCGCGCUGUUCUCUGGCGACACGAUACGGAUUCAAUCAAAUAGGAACGAACGAAUCGAACCAUACGUAGAAGGUUUUGUAUUUCAUUUAGAUGAUUUGUUAUUCUUCCGAUAGGUAAAAAAAACCGUGUAAUGCGAUGCUAGUGGUAGAAAGAAAAAGUAAGCACAAAAAAACACAUCAGUAUGUUGGUACGUGUGAUUAAGAAUGAUGACAAUUGAUCAAACAAAAGAUAACAAAUAGGUAAGUUUAAAUCAUAUAAUACGCUAUGUCAUUCUAUUGCUUAAAUUAGAAUUAUUCGUGGUUUUUCUUCUUCUUUUGGUGUAUUAUCAAUGUUAAUUAUGAACCACUCUGCAUUAUAGUUAAUCUUUUACGAGUGCCCCGGAUGGAACUUUGAGAUUUCAUCACUGAAUUUAUUUUUACAUCAUUUUAAUACAUAUCUCUGAAAGAAAAUGGACAUAUUUUAUAGCAAUAAUAUAGUGUGUUGUUGCACAAAAUCAGUAUUGGCAUUAGAGAAUAAUUAAAUAUGUCUUAAUAACAAUAUUUUUCUAAUAGUACAGUAUUGUUUUAAUUUUUAAAUUGUUUAACUAUGAUUUUAAUUUAAUUAAUUAUUUAAAAUCUUAUUUUCGGAAUCAAACUAAAGAGAUUUAGGUUGUAAGUGUCGUGUUCGAAAGGAAAAUGCUGAGAAGGAUGUUUGGCUUCCGGAAGGAAAAUAGAGAAGCCGCUAUAAUGGCAAGAUCUUUGAGUUAUAAGAUGAAGUCACUAUCGUACAGCGAAUUAAAUUCGCCAGGUGUAACGAAUGCGACAAAAAUCAUAACGUACGCGUGAGAAAAUCAGGACCAUCGAAAAA
This is a messenger RNA of Anopheles funestus (African malaria mosquito), 2900 nucleotides long. RefSeq lists its product as uncharacterized. Bases 1054 to 2097 code for a protein of 347 amino acids. The record is from RefSeq and is a predicted model, not a curated record. Lineage: Eukaryota; Metazoa; Arthropoda; Insecta; Diptera; Culicidae. The transcript is spliced from 7 exons.